Fusarium venenatum is the source of this 3645-nucleotide messenger RNA. RefSeq lists its product as uncharacterized. Lineage: Eukaryota; Fungi; Ascomycota; Sordariomycetes; Hypocreales; Nectriaceae. The record is from RefSeq and is a predicted model, not a curated record. Gene Ontology annotation, molecular function: protein binding.
AUGGACGCGUCGGUAACCGACAUCCGUCGCUCGAGCAUUGAGAAGAUGCCCAUUCCUCCAACUCCGCCCUUUGACAGCCUUCCCGACGAGAUCAUCGAGCAGAUACUCCAACUUGCCGAUCCCAACGCUUUCGCGUCCCUCGUACUACUCAACCGUAAAUGGAGAGCGGUUUCUCAGCGGGCUCAUCUCUACCGUCACCAACUAUCAACAUGCCCUUCAUACUCAGCGAGCCAUCCCACACUCCCCCCAUGCGAAGAUGACAAACUUCCCGAACUACGCCGCCUAUUUGCACGAGAAGUCAAGAGGAACCUUUUCGAGGCAUAUCUACGACCCAAAGAAACCACAUUCAAACUUAUCUCAACAUCCAUCAGUUCUUCGUCAUGUCCGGGAGGCGAGGGUAUGCAGUACAGCACCUCUCCCAAGGGGCACCAUCUUUUGGCCUACAAUUCUGGUAGGAUUUACGUGAUUGAUCUAAGAGGGAACGGCCUCGAAGUGAAGAGGGAGUUCAAGAUUCUUCGCCGGCCUGUCGCAGCAUGUAUCAACGAUAAAGGCACUCUCUUGGCCGUUUUGUCCACUGAGAUGCAGGUUGACCUUUACGACUUACAGCAGAGCCCACCCAAAAGAGCGCAGUCUAUAAUUCUCGACAACACUCCUCGCACAAUUGCUCUAUCACCAUGCGGAUCCGUUCUGGCGGCAGCGUAUGAAGGAGGUAUUGAGGUAUCGUCCUUGAGACCUGAAGCCUUGUCUACUGAUCGAAGAGCCGUGAAAUGCGAUGCCGUCGAUGCUUUAUCCUUUUCUUUUGACGGAACUCAAAUCCUUGGGACAACAAUUCAUUCUGCGCCGCCCAGCACUGUCAUUAUCACGGCACCAUACUACGAUCCCGGCCCUCACAUGUCUGAAGAUAACUUGACCCCCCUAUGGACAACAUCAAUUCUGUUUCCCAACACAAGCCGAGACUGCAGUCACGCUGUUCUGCUUCAGGACGGACAUGAAGAGGAAGCGAGUUGGACUUUUACCUAUGACCGGAGUUUCGAGACUUUCCGAGCCGUUCGAAUCGACGAUCUCAGGAAUGGGACGACAUACUUUACAGGACCAGUACCAAGUGCAUCUUCACAAGCCAGCCUUAUUCCAUCUACGCUUCCAGCUACGACAUAUCGAGGUGACUUGGUGUCAGUCGGAUUCCAAGGAAAGGAGGUCUGGAUUUAUGGCGUCCCAGAAGAUUUGGAUGCAGUCCCAGACAAUCCAUCCUCAUCAAAUGAUAGCUCGUCGUCUGGCCUCGGACGGCAAAACAGUGACCGUAGUGGCAAUUCACGACGGGCGUCUACUCGAGCAAGGGAUACCGAAGGUGGCCGAGUGCCAAAAUGGCAAAUAUUGUGCGACAAACUGAGGAACACCUUUGUUUCUGGCUUCAAAGCUGCAGAAGUCACAGACGUGAAGACAGUAAAAUGGGUUGCGGAUUACGGCAACUCUUCCACCCAAGAGCGACUGGUAAUCACUGCAAGGGGAGUUGGGGCCCCGCGACUGGUUACCGAGGAGGAAGAUAUGGAUUUUGUGGAUGGGGGUCGGAUUACACUCUUGGACUUUGACUACGGAACUUCCAAUGGGGUCAAAUCCGAGGUCACUAUCGAAGUUGGUACUGAUCACCCCGAGGUGUUGGAAGAAGAGCAACGUGACCUUGCGACAGAGGUCGCCAUUGUUCGACGGAGGACCGUUGCUCAAAAGCGAGGUGGCCGUGGCGGGUCGUCUUUGCUUCGAGCUGCUACAUCAGCUACACGGCCACCGCGUGUGACUCUUGAUGUUCCAGAGGUGCCGAGUGCUCCACAAAUGGUACAGAGUGCACACGAUGAUGAUCAUGAUGAUGAUGACGACCCUCUACUUCCUCGGAGAAUUGGGCUGCCUCCCGCCCAGCCCGCCAGUCGACGAGUAGUCGAGCCUGAAAGUCCUGCCGAUGGUGAAGAUGGGCCGACGAUUGAGCAGAUGGAGGCGUUGGAUGCUCCGUAUGCACAUGCUAGCCCUCGCUCACAGACAACGCUCCGUCGUGCUGCGACUGCCGCCGCAGUGGAUAGAUCUCUGCAUCCUCGAACAGCAGAUGGUCGACGCAUCGAGUAUCGUCGUGCCGACGGCCGAAGAGAACAUCCACACGAGAGUGAUGCUGAUAAUUGGGUGCCUCCCCCACCACCUUAUCAAAAAGAUGACCCAGGGCCAGAUUUGCCAGCUUUCAUGCGUGGUCCGUCUGUUGCACCUAUAGGACUUGGAGGUGCCUCCUCUCCAGCCCCUAUUCCCGUACCCCCUAUGCCAGCAUUGUCAACUCAGACGACAAAUGAGUUCUCUGGCAAUACUCAAUCUGCCGACUCUAAGAGUGGGAAUCAGUCCCAGAGGCUACCUAUCCAUCCUACAGUGAGCGAUUCGAAUGCUGUCAGUCGGCCGCAAGCUCUUCAAACAGCCCAGGCGAACACGAACCCGUUACCCCCGCACGAUAGGGAUACUGAUCUCUACGACGCAACCCCUCCUGCUUCCCCGCGACAGCCAGUGGUCCAAUCCACAGGGGAGACUUCAGAGGCAAGAGUACGGCAGACAUCAGUCUCGUCAGCUGUGUCGGCCAUUACAUCUACGUCCAGAGCUGUGGUUCCUCCUGCUGAUUCUACAAACGAAGAUGGUUCACCAUCACCACUACACACGCCACUGCAAACAGACAUCUCAGCUCAUGACCACUUUGGCCCAGGCCCUCGAGUGCCGGCGGUCAAUGCGGAGCCUGCGCAAGUGGCCGUAUCUGUGACCCAACCUGGGGCUGACUUAGCGCCCAGAGUGAGGCGGCUGUCAAACACCCAAACAUGGCCUCGGGUUACAGGCCCUGAAUCUGACCCUAUUGUCAACCCGGCAGAUGGGUUCCCGUUCCCACUGUCAGCACCCGCUGAGCGACCCGUCCAAGAUGAGUCCAUAUCAGGUCUCCCCCCUCUGCCCAGUUCAAGCCAGCUUGCGAGUUUGAGCAAAAGGGUCAGUCAGGGCAAUCCUAGACGCUUUUCUGGAGGGUUCCAAGUUCCAAGACGGCCAGUCGGAAGUUUCGAUGGCAGUGGAUACAUAUCGAACUCCAUGCCCGGCUCCAUGUCAGCAGGCCCGUCAGGCUCUAGUCGUCUUGAACCUGAUCAACCUCUUAUUAUUAGUACUCCUAGAGGUGUAUCAGGUGCUUUUGACUUACCCAGCCGCCAAACAUCUGGCCGGCGGAACGAAACACCUUUGCUGGCUCCUAUCCCUCGGCAUCCGCGCCCGGUUCCUGGGUCAAACCAGCGGCCGAUGGUUGAGCGUCUUGAAACCAUCUACAGCAUCGCCUCCUCCCAUGGAGGUAACCCACCGGUGCUGCCGCUGCCGCUGCCAAACCAGCAAGUGCCGGCGUGGCUAAAUGCUCCUCCGAUACCGGUGACAAGAACAUCUCCCACAGUAAACCGCAGGCCAAGCCGCGCUGAGCGAAGUGCCGCUAAGAAUAUCAUGGAUGCUAAGAAACGGGGCUGGACAGCCAAACCCAAGAAGCAAAAGAAGAAGAAGAAGGCAGCAGAUGCUGCAAGUAGUGCUGGGUGGACCGACAUAUCGAUCGGUUCUGGGGAGAAAGAAAAGGAGAAGGACAAGGACAGGAAAUGCAUCGUCAUGUAA